AUAACCAAACCAGCAAGAAUCUAUUGCCACAAAAUUUCUUAUAAUCCACCAAAAUCAUGAGCCUUCUCAAAAACCUCCCUACUGUUUUGUCCAUCCUUUACUUUGCUGCAUCAACCGUUAAUGCAGCGACCUUCAAUAUAAAAAACAACUGCCCCUUCACUGUUUGGGCCGGCGCAGUGCCAGGCGGUGGCAAACAACUCGGCACCGGCCAAACAUGGACGAUAAAUGUGGCAGCCGGAACUAAAGGAGCUCGCAUUUGGCCCCGAACAAAUUGCAACUUUGAUGGAGCCGGACGUGGAAGAUGCCAAACCGGUGACUGCGGCGGUCUCCUCCAGUGUCAAGGCUAUGGCCAGCCCCCAAACACCCUCGCCGAAUAUGCACUUAACCAAUACAUGAACAGGGAUUUCUAUGAUAUCUCUCUGAUUGAUGGCUUCAAUGUCCCGAUGGACUUUAGUCCUAUCUCUAACGGCUGCACUAGGGGUAUCAGAUGCACCGCCGAUAUCAAUGGACAGUGCCCGGCGCAGUUGAGGGCUCCUGGUGGAUGUAACAAUGCGUGCACUGUGUUCAAAACCGAUCAGUACUGCUGUAAUUCUGGUCACUGUGGUCCUACAGACUACUCUAGGUUUUUCAAGCAGCGGUGCCCGGAUGCUUACAGUUACCCUAAAGAUGAUGAAACCAGCACUGUGCUUUUUACUUGCCCUGGCGGUACUAACUAUAGGGUUGUGUUCUGCCCUUGAAGCAAUUAUGAGGUCAAGGAGGCAUAUGUAUACGUAUACGUAUACUGAUAUGUUUGUGAUGAAUAAGUGUUAGAGAUCGAGCUUAUAGCUUUGUGAUCAGCACACGUAAUGAUGUGCGUUGUUAUGUAACACAAGGUUUUAAUAAUCAUCCAAGCAAACUAUGCUUUCU
This is a messenger RNA of Fragaria vesca subsp. vesca, 906 nucleotides long. Its product is annotated as thaumatin-like protein-like. The transcript has a single exon. NCBI's taxonomy places the organism in Eukaryota, Viridiplantae, Streptophyta, Magnoliopsida, Rosales, Rosaceae. The record is from RefSeq and is a predicted model, not a curated record. Gene Ontology annotation, biological process: defense response. Gene Ontology annotation, cellular component: extracellular region. The coding region runs from base 57 to 737 and encodes 226 amino acids.